AUGCCUCCUUCAAAAAUCUCUCGAGAAGAUGUUCUUAAAUACGAUACGUUUCUUUUUGACGCUGACGGCGUUCUCUGGACUGGCGAUAUUCCCAUUUCGGGAGCCAUAGAUUUCGUUGCUACUCUUUUUCGAGCAGGCAAAUCCGUCUUUAUUAUAAGCAACAACUCGACGAAAACCUUAGAUCAGUACGUGGAAAAAGUUGCAAAAAUGGGAUUUGAAGGAUUCUCUAAGAAAAACAUCAUAACUCCAGCAAUCGUUUUGUCUGUAUAUUUGCGGGACCGACCGGAAUAUGCAGGACAACCGGUUUAUCUCUUGGGAAUGGAAAAUCUAGAAAGGGCAUUGGAAAGUGUGGCAGGAGUGCAUUGUAUUGGUGUUGGACCUGACCAUUUCGUGGAUCAUUCAUCUUCCGACUUCAUCUUCAACCUAGAUUUGUCACUUAUGCCAAAGGCAGUUAUAUGCAGCUAUGACGCGCAUCUCAGCUAUCCAAAAAUUAUGAAGGCUGCAAAUUUUUUGAAGCGGAAUGGAGUUGAAUUCUUUGCAACGAAUGAAGAUUACACAUUUCCUGGACCAAAUCCGGAUAUUGUUAUUCCUGGUGCCGGUUGCACAUCUGCCGCAGUUCGAGCAGUGUCCGGUCGUACUCCGAUCGUUUUCGGCAAACCACAUAAGCCCAUAGCGGAUUUUCUACGGAAUCACGAACAUAUUGACGCCAACAAGACGAUUAUGUUUGGCGAUCGACUUGACACCGACAUCCAGUUUGCGAACGAUAACGGUUUCACGAGCUGUUUAAUGCUUACCGGGGUAAGCUCAUUGGAAGACGUGGAAAACGCGAAGAAACGUGGAGAAACGAACCGUAUCCCUAAACACACUGGCCAGCAAAUGAAUCCUAGCGAAUGGCAGAAGCAGAGUCACUCGAGCCUUCUUAGCACCUCUGAGAAUAUUUAUGAAUUUGCCACUCACAAUUAUCAUCCCGGUGAGAAGGAAAGAUAUCUGGAUACCUUUGUCGGCUCAUGGACAGUGUCCUUUGGCAGAACCAAAGAUCAGGCUAUACAUCUUUGGCGAUACACUAAAGGGUACAAGGACGUGGAUAGGUUCGUCUAUUUUUUUUCGGAAGGAAAUGCAGUUUCUUGA
Angiostrongylus costaricensis is the source of this 1128-nucleotide messenger RNA. NCBI's taxonomy places the organism in Eukaryota, Metazoa, Nematoda, Chromadorea, Rhabditida, Metastrongylidae. The record is from the annotation of a GenBank genome assembly.